CAUCGAUCAGUGCUUGUUAUUCGUCAGCUUCUUACACUUGCGGUUCUUGCAAAAGUGAAAAUAAGAGGAUUAUUUUUAAGUGUUUUUAGAGACUACGAAGCCACAUUAUAUGUAAUUGGUACUGAAACUGAAAAAAUGGCGCCACGUCGAAAGCGAAAGAAUUCUGAUAGUGAUCCUGAAUGGGUGCCGGAGUCAGAAUCGGAGGCGGCGGAUCGUGGAGCACAAGCGACACCAUCCGCCAAACGUGCAAAACGAGCAGCUGCAUCUGCGCGUCAAGGCAAUGCCACUAGCCAUCCGCCUGGUAAAAGUCGGGGUACUACCACCACAAGGGAGAGCGUAGACUUUCCCGACGACCUGGAGGAUGAAUUUGAGAUGCAAGAAGAGGACUUCUCAGCCCGCACUAAAGGUUCUGUCCUCGUUGGAAAUCGAGUAGCAGCGUCCAGUACUACAUCAUCUGCAACUUAAGGCAAAAUCACGAGCAACUUCAGACUCGUUGUAAGAACAAGAACGUCUUGAUUUUCUGCGAACCGUUUCUGCGUAUUGAUUACUUCAAUUGAGUACUUAGAUGAGAUUUUUCUUCUCAUAAAUUCAUGUGGAUGUGCGUGUGUUCUUGUACAAAGCGUAGCAGGUUGUACUACACCAUUUUAGGAUUCCACCCGCCAACCGAAGCACCUAUGUAUAAGUUUUUGAGGUGAAUUCAGAGAACGUACGUAUAAGUUCUAAAAGAUAGAUUCGACGACGACGUUGAUCGUGAAGAACGUACAAGCUAGGACGACGGUUGACAUACCAGGUGGCCUGGACCUAGAACGCGUGCGACGGCGCCUAUGGAACGUGGAGCUUGUUGGGGGUGCAGCAGGUCGAAAGUCGAGAGCCGCUCUAGCAGCUCACGGUAGUAUUAAGGGUUGCAAGUUGACCUAUCAGAUCUGUAAGGGGACGAUAUCUUCAUCUGUGACCUUAUCAGAUCUGUAAGCGGAUAUCUUCUGUGACCCUUUUAAGGGAGAAAAGGGUAGAGAUGCGAGCUAUAAUAUUAUAGGUCAACUUUCAACUCCUAAUAGCAGUACUGCUGCAGCAGCAGCAGAAGCAGAAGACACUGGCACAACUAUGGGUGGCUCUACUAGCAAAAAUAUAGGGCUAGAACAAAGGUUCGUAGGGUCUGCAUCAGGGUCGUCGCAAGUGCAGGGUCCUGGUGGAGGUCAACAACAGCAAAGUCUUCGUAAGCGGCAUUUACAGGUGAUGAUCUAUCCACCUAGUUCCGGAAGAGACAACGAGGAGGACGAUAAGUUUCGGAUUUUCACGAGUUUUCGAAGCGACAGACAGCCCAUUGUGGCGAGUAUAUUUCCAAAUGGGACGCUAACGAUUCGCGGGGAUUUGAGGCAAGAAGGAGAAGAUCAUAGUACAACUACAGGCAUGCUACAACAACAUCAACUGUAUUCUGGCAAUAGCAGUAGCACCAGUGCAGCAGAGAAGUUUGAGACUGCUCUCGCUCAGAUUCGAGGUGUCAGCCGUCUCUACCUAAAGAAGCUGGCGAUGCAGGUUCUUAAGGCGCAUGAAGAGCAAAAGGCGCUUGUCGAUGAUAUUAACGUUGAGGAAAGCCCGGAAAGAACGAUGAUAGGAAAGGACGCCAGUGCGGGGCUUCGGGUACAUCAUAGGGAUGUGAACACGAGAGAUGCUGGAGUAAAUGGAGACGCAGACGCAGCAGGAGGUGUGCAUCAAACACAGGAGCGUCGACGAACUAUGCGACACUUUCAAGUGAGCAGCAUCUGGGCUUAUCUUCGUCUGCCUUUCCUCUUAGAUCUUCCCGUUCUUGCACGCGCUUUUCCCAACAACUCCAGCUACAUUCCAGAAGUGAGUCCAUGCCUUAAGCUCGAGCAUGCAUUCGACACACCCGGCCUGAAAAUUAAGCAGGAGUCGUGUUGCGCAAUUCCAUCCAGAAACGAGGACACCGUCUUUGGUCCCUGUUGUAGUAGCUAUCAGUACUUGUUCGUACAGCUACUAGAAGGAAACACAACUUCAAUAUAAAUAAAUAUUCGAAUUCUCAUUUCUACUACUACAAUUCAUUAUUUAAUAUAAGACGAACUGCAAUAACCUUAACGGGAAGAAGACAGGUGUCCGUGUCCUCGGCCGCUUGUGUAUGGAUGCGAUGGCGCAACCUCCUUUAAGAUAAUUAGGGUUUUCAGAUCGGGCGUUGUGGAGUUCUUCUGUUCGAAUCCGGACACGGGACUUCUGCUCGCUGCCGCAGUGCGUAUUCAGACGGAGUGGGACCGCUUUCGGCCGAUAGGUUGACACCCAGAAUGUGGGAGCGCUGAAAACAAGCCCAUAUUUAUUCUACCAAAUAAAAUUACGGGAACAAGUGAGUGGGGUACUGAAAAGCCUCUAUUCAUCCAUGCCCAAAAUGGAAGGAUGAGAUUGAGAACCACACCUUCUAGCUACUUCAUCAUCCACAACUAAUCGACGAGAAAUACAUAAACAAGACUUGCAGGAUGAUAACGUUGUUAUCGAGAAAUUGUGCAGCUUAGACGU
Amoebophrya sp. A25 is the source of this 2520-nucleotide messenger RNA. The record is from the annotation of a GenBank genome assembly. NCBI's taxonomy places the organism in Eukaryota, Dinophyceae, Syndiniales, Amoebophryaceae.